AUGGAGAGACUAGUAUCUUUUCCAAUUGAAGUUUUGGAAUUGAUAUUUCAACAAAUAAACCAGCACAUGGUUUUGUCCUUGAUGCCAUUACAUUCCACAUUUAAUGAAAUUGGACAAAACAAGUUAUACAAGAAUAUUCAUAUUUACUACAAGAAUAAACUAAUAAAAGCUAACCGUCGUGAAACAAAUAAUGCAGAGGAAUUCUACGAGUGGAGAGCCCAUAAAGACAUUUUGAAUGACUUUACCAAAAAGUUUACAGUUAUUUCAUCACACAAUUUUUAUUGUAAUAUCAUUAAAAAAAAAAUGAUCAGAAAUCAACAUAUUCAACAUCUCAGUAUUGAAAAAGUUCACCCUGUGGAAUAUACUGGAUACAUGUCAUAUAGAGAUAGAAAAGGAGUGCCAGCUUUAUUAAAGGAAGUAUUCAGAUAUUUUAAAAAUAUAGAUUAUGUCAGUUUUGCUGUUUUAAACAAUCAUAUUGAAAUGAAGAACGAAAAUAGUUCAAUUAAGGUUUUAAAAAAUCUCGAUUUUUUGAUUCCUAGAUAUAAUUCUAGCUUUUAUGAGCGUAUAUUGUUUUUGGAGAAAAAUAAUCAAGGGUCAUUUACUUUCUUGUAUGAUAAUCUUAAAAGUUUAAAAUUUCUGUUUGAGGGAUGUACAUCAAAUAGGUAUUAUUAUCGAAGGAAUAUAUUAGAAAGUAUCGAAUUGUUUAAUAAGGUCAAUCUAUUCAAAAGCCUUGAAGAAUUACAUCUAAAAAUUGGAGCACUUAUUGAUUUAACAGAUUCACUGUUCGUUGCCAAAUUGAAUAAGAUAAGUUGCAAAUUGAAAAAACUUGAUUUAAUAUUUUAUGGCAAGCCUUACCGCAACCCUAAACCUGAAAAAUGGUUAUUUACUUUAAAGGACUUUUUUGAUACGGAACAAAUAGUUUCUUUAUCAUUAUAUUACGCUGGCAAAAUGUCUUACAAAGACAAAAUAUCUUAUAAGAAUUUCGAGUUCAAAGAAAUAUUAAACAAUGCCAACUUGGCAAAGUUGAGAAUUUUAGUUUUAUUUUCACAUUUUUUGGAUUUGAAAGAGAUCAAAGUAGAAAAAUUACAUAAAUUGAUAGUAUGUACAGAUAUUGCUAAUGAUACAUAUGCCACUGAAACUGCCAAACUUUUUAUUGAAAACCCAAAUUUAAAAUUAUCCUGGUGGCCACGAUUUAUGGAUGUUGGUUUUGAUGAAAUAUUUUUUAUUUCUGAGAGUUUACAAUUAUACACACCUGACUAUUUUCAAAUUAUAUCUUGUCAAUGGCCAUCGUACUUUUUCAAAAAUGAUAUUAUCACGAUUGAUAAAAAGAUGUUGACUUCUCAUGAGCAAGAUAACAAAAAUUUGAAAAAGCUAGAUAUAAUUUUGAAAACAGAAUAUUCAAUCGAAGAACUUCAUGGCAUGAACCUUUUCAAUACAUCAAAUAUGGACAAACGUACUUUAAAAAUUUUGAAGAAACACGAGAAGUUUUUGUCGUAG
Lodderomyces pseudojiufengensis is the source of this 1497-nucleotide messenger RNA. RefSeq lists its product as uncharacterized. The record is from RefSeq and is a predicted model, not a curated record. NCBI's taxonomy places the organism in Eukaryota, Fungi, Ascomycota, Pichiomycetes, Serinales, Debaryomycetaceae. The transcript has a single exon. The coding region runs from base 1 to 1497 and encodes 498 amino acids.